Syngnathoides biaculeatus (alligator pipefish) is the source of this 6495-nucleotide messenger RNA. It is a transcript of the gene crtc1b, whose product is annotated as CREB regulated transcription coactivator 1b. Gene Ontology annotation, biological process: protein homotetramerization; positive regulation of transcription by RNA polymerase II. The coding region runs from base 76 to 1884 and encodes 602 amino acids. NCBI's taxonomy places the organism in Eukaryota, Metazoa, Chordata, Actinopteri, Syngnathiformes, Syngnathidae. Gene Ontology annotation, molecular function: cAMP response element binding protein binding. The record is from RefSeq and is a predicted model, not a curated record. Gene Ontology annotation, cellular component: cytoplasm; nucleus. The transcript is spliced from 14 exons.
UGUACGUGAUGACGAAACCAGAAGGCCCGAGCGUGGUGCGUAACGUAACAUUCCAUUCAGAGAGAAGAGAGAAAGAUGGCGUCCUCGAACAAUCCCCGCAAAUUUAGCGAAAAAAUCGCGUUGCAUACCCAAAAACAGGCGGAAGAGACUGCGGCAUUUGAGGAGGUCAUGAAAGACUUGAAUAUCACCAGAGCUGCACGGUUGCAGUUAAAGAAGACCCAGUAUUUGCAACUAGGGCAGAAUCGUGGACAGUACUAUGGAGGCUCACUGCCCAAUGUCAAUCAGAUUGGAAAUGGCAACAUUGACCUGCCUUUUCAGAAUUCUGUGCUGGACACCAGCCGCACAACCAGGCACCACGGUUUGGUGGAUCGGGUUUACCGUGACAGAAAUCGCAUCACCUCUCCCCACCGACGACCUCUUUCCGUUGACAAACAUGGACGUCAAAUCGACAGCUGCCCCUACAGCUCUGUUUACCUCUCUCCACCACCAGAUACAAGCUGGAGAAGGACAAAUUCAGACUCUGCCUUACACCAGACCGCCAUGAAUCCAAAAUCUCAAGAGGUGUUUGGUGGUGGAUCACAGGAGCUUCAGCCUAAAAGAGUGCCUGGGACGGAGAGCUUGGAGACCAAUGCAGACAACGAUGCACAGGAACAGCUGUGGGAUGAAAAGAAGGGGGAUUCACCAAACCACAAGACAUGUGAUGUCCCAGGAAUCAAUAUUUUCCCAUCACCAGACCAGGACGUGAACCCUGCGGUUCUCCCUGCUGCGCACAACACAGGAGGUUCAUUGCCUGAUCUCACCAACAUCCAGUUCCCUCCCCCGCUCUCCACCCCUCUGGACCCCGAAGACACAGUUGCCUUCCCGUCCCUCAACUCGUCCACCAGCACAGGCAGCCUGACCACCAACCUCACUCAUCUAGGCAUCAGUGCAGCCAGUCAUGGUAUCAACUACAGGGUCCCUUCUUCCUCUCAGCCCCCCAUGACUGUAACUGAACACUGCCGUCAGCCUCCAGUGGUGCCACUUACACUAACCACUGACCUCCAUCUUCAGAAGUCGACUCAGCAGUUGUCGCCCACCCUCUCCUCACCUAUCACCCAGAUAUUUCCACCAGAACAGCAAACCCUGGAACAACAGCUUUCCCAGUUCCCUCUUUUCAACCAUCUGACACCUCAGGCCCAGGCUCAGUUGCUCAGCGACCUGCAGAAGCAACCACCACAGGGUAUCCAGCUCAUCACCCUGCCUGCUCUUACCUCCACUGGUACAGUGACCGCCAGUGCCAACAGCCCAUCCCCGGAUAGCCAGACCUCAGCCAGCAUCAGCUCGUAUCGUAAUCAGACUGGCUCACCAGCCACUCAGUCUCCAACCUCCCCAGUCUCCAAUCAAGGCUUCUCCCCUGGCGGCUCACCUCAACACAUUCCUGUAGUGGGCAGCAUAUUUGGCGACUCGUUCUACGAUCAGCAGGUGGCAUCAAGGCAAACUAAUGCUCUGUCUCACCAGUUGGAGCAAUUCAACAUGAUUGAGAACCCCAUAAGUUCUACCAGCCUGUACACGCAGUGCUCCACCCUCAACUAUACUCAAGCCGCGAUGAUGGGUCUUAGCGGCGGCAGCCUACAAGACUCACAGCAGCUUGGCUACAGUAACCAUGGCAACAUUCCCAACAUAAUCCUAACAGUUACAGGUGAGUCCCCACCAAGCCUCUCCAAAGAGCUCACCAAUUCGUUGGCGGGCGUCGGCGACGUCAGCUUUGACGCAGACUCUCAGUUCCCGCUGGAUGAGCUAAAGAUUGACCCCCUGACCCUGGACGGUCUGCACAUGCUCAACGACCCCGACAUGGUGCUCGCCGAUCCCGCCACCGAGGACACAUUCAGGAUGGACAGACUGUGACGUGACACGCGGACUGACUGACUGGCGGUGAGCAACAAGAAGCAAAACACUCUUAACUUGUGAAUGGAGAACGAGAGACAAAAGGGCAGGGUUGACCCCCCUUCCCUCGUUGCAUGGCCACCCGGCGGUCCGACCUCGCCCUCGACUCCGUAAAAGCCCUUUGACACAAUGAUGCGCCACCAAAAGACAGCAGCGAAAAGGACGUCCUGUGGCUUCCGGGAAAUGGCCUUGCUGUCCUUUUUAAGAGAUUGGUUGCUCAGCGCUUUCGCUAGCACAGCUGUGUUUACAGUGUUCCAUUAAAUGCCACCUAUAUUCCGAAGACGCACACAUUUUCCUCUUCAUAUUCACUUAAAUUAUUUUAUUUUAAUCUAUAUUUGCUUGUAGUAGCAGGAAGCUGCAGAGACAUUGAACUAAACCAUACGUAUCAUACUGGCAAUCUUAAAAGGAAAAAAAAAAGCUGUUGGUUUUCUUGCCUGUAUCUAACGAAUCGGGUAUUCAACAGCUAUCACUCUCAAAGCUUUAUUUUUGACAACCAAAUGUUUUUUUUUUUUUUUGUCUUUUUUUAAGAUCAUGCACUGUGUGUUUUGAUUCUGUUUUUAAAUGUUAUUUAUUUGUAUGAAUAUUUUUUCAUUCAGUUUCAUACAUCCGAUGCCAAAAUGCCCUCGGUAGGCAUAGUGUAAGAUUGCACUGAUGUAAUGUUUAUUUAUGAAUUUUGAACAUAUUUUAAUCUGUGUUGAAGCUACUUGUCAAAUGGAGUGGAAAACCUCCCCAUAGUUGCUCUUCAGUGUUUAAUGUGCCAUUUUGGUUGCUGUAGCCCAAAAGUGACGGUCAAAUCAUCUUACGUUGUGCCGAAAAACACGCAGGGUUGUUUUAGAUCAGGUAUUAUCACGCAACUGGAAAACGAUUAAUUUUCUGACAAAAGAAAAGCCAACAGACUGGUCUUUCAGAGAAGGAAGCUGUCUGUUUUUAAAGCGGCGAACUCUCAAAUCGGAACUCUUUCAAGUCGUCACUGUGAAAAUCACCUGAUUUUGCCUUACAUGAGUAUUCUACUGUUAAAUGUCUGUGACAUUUUCGUAACUUCUUGUAACAUUUUCCUGUAUUUGACUGAGGCCUCUGUUUUGGUCAGUGCUAUUUGUGAUUAUGUUGUGUAAGGUCUGACAAAUCAAUGUACUGUAUUUUGUAGCGGUACACUUUAUAGUCCAAUUCUUGGUGUUUUAUAAAGAGGGUGAAGAUUAAAAAAAAAUAGGGAUAAAUUGUGAGGACGGCAAAUAUGGGGAGGCUUUUUGCUCCUUAAAAGGGAAGCUCUAACAAAAACCCUGCUCGUGACCACGCGAGGCAGGCUGCCCCUCCCGAUGGGCGUUUUCAUACCAAUGUGCAAUUCCUACAAAAUAUUUAUAUUACAGUACCUCUUUUGAGAGUUUCCUCAACAUAGGAAACUGAAAGGUGAGCAUAAAUUGUUUCUUAGAAACAUUUAGUAUAUUUAGAUGUAUGAUAUGCCAUUUUUCACAGGACCGAUCUCUAUGUUGUAAACAACAGGGAUGGUCACUAAAUCGAUCAGGGAUACAGUAGAAUUAAUAACUGUUUACGAUGUUCCAAUUCAUGUUUACAAAGAGUUUAUCUAUCUACGGUCACAACAGCUCGCUCUACUUCCAGAUUCAGCAGAAAACGACCCUGGUGGCCUUUUGUCAGAGUUUCCCUGAGAGUUGUUUACUGCGCAGUGUGAUCUUGUUUGGUAUAUUUACGCAUUUGUGUACGUACAGACAUGCUGAUCAUUUGUCGUCGUUGCUCCACCCCUUGGGAUGAGGUCUCAGCUCCAGGAUCGCGCGGGGGGGGGGUCCUUGCAGUCUUUAUACUGUCGAGCGUGUAUCUGCUGUACUUUGAAUGGGUGUAUGGUUCAAUUCCUAUGCAAGCGAGACGAAAACAUGACGCUUAAAGGAAAACGCCAUCUUAGGGUUCCCCCGUGCUGUCGGGCACAUGUCGGUAGAUUAAAUUACUGAAAUUGACCUGUUACGGUACAGUGCGGAGAUCCGGGAUCUUCUGUUAAGUCUUCAAGUGCUUCGUAGGCUACCUACUUUUUAAUGAAGCUUUAGAAAUUACGUUCACUUUUAGCUUUGUUAGUCUUGUCUAGGCGGUGUUCAAGCACACAAAGACCAGUUCAUUUCAGUUCAAGUGGGCUUGGGCAUAAGCAUCAACUUGAUCCAAACGCUGAUUGUUCUGUGCCAUAGUUAUUCACGAGGAACGGACUGUACCUUGUGUUUCAGCAUGAUGCACUGCAGCCUGACCCAAUACUAAAUCUUUAGCUUACAUUAAUGCAUUCAUUCAUUCAUUUUGAAUUUUGAAACAUCUCCGUUGAAUGCAACUCACUUCAGAACACUUUAUUCAGCCUUUACUCACAUGAAAUCAUUUCAAAUGAAAAGACAAGCGGGGGUGAGACCAGAUAUGUCAAGAAAACCUGAGCUGGAUUUUUCCUUUUUAAGACAUUGUUUUUGUUUUUUACCCACACAAUGAUUGUGUGUUUGAGGCAAGGUGAACACACAGAACAUCUCUGUCAUUCUCUGUCUGUCAUGCUGAAUAAUCCUUAUUGUACAUUGUACAUAUAUGAAACAAAAUGCAUGACAAACCUGACAGUCGACACCACUAAACACAGGCCUUGAUCGCUUGGGGUUUGGUGUAGCGCUGUCACAAAGUCUAGAGGGAUGCAUGUUGGGUUUCUCUUGUGCAACCAUCAGUUCCAGUUCUGACCCUGCUUUAUAGUGACCUCCAAGUCUGUAUUCUGCUAUUUCAUGACUCAUCAAAGAAUGUACUAUGUGUGGUGGUAAUCCUAUGACACGGAGAAAUUUGAUUCGACCGGACUCGGAUCCUCAUUUGUCCUCCCGUUGUGAUCUUUCUCUUCCUGCUGUAGCAUCUUACCAUGUACAAGCACGUUUUCUCAUGAGAAAAAAACAAAAAAAAGUGUCCAACCCCUUUGUGCUGCACACUUGUCAAGGAAAAGAUCACAGGGCUCUUUCUCGCAAAGAUGGCAGUUGGGCAUGUGCACUUUUUUUGCGUUAGUGCACCUCAAGUUUCUGCUUCCCAGUAGGCCGCAUGACCCGAUACACACUAAGCAGGAUUGUAUCCCGUGUACUUUAUCACUCUUUGCGCUAGCUAUGCUCAAGUGACAUCACUUAUGAUUGUUUUUAUUUGUUGCCCUUUUUGUAUUGUUGCUUUUCUUGUCAGGUUUUGGGCCAUGUGAAGUGUUUUGUUUAUCCCUGCCCUGUUUUUUGUGCAAUGUUUAGUCCUCUAGUUGCUCCGCACUUUAUUUGUGACUUCCUGGCUUUUGAACCGGGACUUAUUUGCCUGAUUUGAAUGCUGACUGUUUCACACCAGAUAUAUAUACUCCGGAGAUAUUUUCAUGUCGAAGAAAAAAAAAAUAGAAUUCUCUAUUUUCCUUUUGUAAAUUCUAUUUCGACUUGUCUUGAUGUUGUGUUUUUAUUUUUUGGAUCUGUGAAGACUUUAGGGGAUGCAAAUAUAGAAAGGGCUUAUUUUGGUGCAGUUUGUGCUCUUGUGUUGCAAAAGAACGUCGUGCCGAAUGUAAUUCUUCUUUUCUCGUUGAACCCCUCUUGCCCCACCUGCACUAAAUCACCUCGAGCUUUAUGUUGUGGUUAUUCGUUCAAGUAAUGACAGUGCAACCCAAAAGAUAUUAUUGCAUAAAGAACUACCAGGACAAAAACUGCCAGAAUACAGUGCUGCAGUCUAGCUACAAAGUUAGCAAAAAUGUUUAUGAUGUCACAACAGCAUGCUUUAUAUAUCAUCUUGCUCCACGAGAUGCUUUCUGCAAGAAAACAGGUUAUGAUGUAUUUGUUCUAAAGGUUUUUAUCGAAGGUGCUCUUCAGCUUACUUACUGAUAGAACAUGUGAUUGAAUGAAUGAAUAAUGUGGAACAGACAAGUUAGGCAGCUAAUACUUCAAAGUUAGAAUAGUUUUGAUUUUGCAAAAGAUAACUUGUUUACCAGUCGUUUUGUCCCUUUUCUUUUUUUCAUUUUAAAAGAGGAAACCAUUAGUGACGUCGUGUAUGAAUUUUGCAAUAUUUGAUGGUUGUGGUGAAAUGCUGAUGAUAGCAAAGAGCAACCCUUCAGGCUCACGGGUAGGAACUGCAGAAUGGACGGAUCACCUUGAAAGUAUCGCUAUCUCGAUCUUUUGGCUUAUCUGUAUGCUUUGGUUUGAGAUGUCUUACCUGCAGGACUAUUUAGCACAAUAUGCCCUCAUUUUGGCUUCAAUUGUCAGAGAGUUGAAGGAUCUCAAAAAGCAAAGACAGGCAUUCUGUGUUUUGAAGGUGUAUCCUUCAGUCAGUCCUUAUUGCUUGUAUUUUAUUUCUUUUUUUGGUCUGAAUAAACCGUCCCUUUAAUUACAUGCAGUUUUCUAAAGAACUGUACAGUUAAUUGAAAAGUGUAAAAAGCUUCAGAAGUGCAGUUUAAGUUCCUCUUAUAGCUUCUAGUGAGAAUAGCAUUUGAUCACUGUUGUCCUGUGAGUCGUAAAUGAUCUCUAGGUAUUUAUUUGUUGCCGUGUGAUUCUCCUGUGACUGUUUGUUUAUAAGCUGAAAGAAAAUGUCAAUUAAAUUGAAUGUGGAUGACAA